CCUUCUCGUCCACUACCAAACGCCCUCCUUUAAAUUCUAACCAUUUGCUCUACCCAAUUGCAUACAUUCUUCCCGAUUUUCAGUCUUCCGCCAUGCUCGUCUUUGUGCCAUAGUUUCGAGCUUCAAUGGAUCCUUACCAAGAACAGCGUCUCAGAGAAGAAGUGAUGUACCUCCAUUCUCUCUGGCAUAGAGGCCCACCGCGAUCCCAAAACCCUAUCCCAAAUCCGUAUUUCCUCCGCCCAACAACAUUCGUUAGAAGGGGAUACUUACCUCCCGUGAAACGGAGCAGAAUCCAGAGGGAAUAUUCAGAUCCCGGAAUUGACUGGUCCUGCAAAAUAAGAAAAGAUACGCGGCGGGCAACUGCUCAUGGUUGGCCCAGUGUCUCCAUCCAGUCAAGUUCCCAACCCCGUUCGCUAACCCCAGAAGAACAGGCCCUGAUGGAUUCUAUUCAGGCCCAAAAAGCUGCUUUGAAGGCCGUAAGUGAUUUUCUAAGCUGUAGAUACAACGCCGAUGGAGAAGGAAACGAGGAUGAAUGCAUAGAUGAAUUUGAGGAAGGAGACAUGGAUGAUACAACUGAGGGAGAAGGGUGCAGGAACUUUGAUUUUUUUGAAAAAUUGUAUGAGACUGACAGUGCACUGAGGAAGUACUACGUGAUGAACUAUGCAGGUGGGGAAUUCAGCUGUCUGGUGUGUUACGCAGUGGGGAAGAGAAGUGUGAAGAAGUACAAAGACUGUCUGGCUUUAGUUCAACAUUCGGUUUCUGUGACCAAGACGAAGGGUAGGCAGGCUCAUCGGGCAUAUGGGCAGUCCAUUUGUAAGAUUAUAGGAUGGGACAUCAAUCA
Messenger RNA from Cuscuta campestris, 841 nucleotides. The record is from the annotation of a GenBank genome assembly. NCBI's taxonomy places the organism in Eukaryota, Viridiplantae, Streptophyta, Magnoliopsida, Solanales, Convolvulaceae.